Copidosoma floridanum is the source of this 485-nucleotide messenger RNA. RefSeq names its product hypertrehalosaemic prohormone-like. Gene Ontology annotation, cellular component: extracellular region. Gene Ontology annotation, molecular function: hormone activity. The record is from RefSeq and is a predicted model, not a curated record. NCBI's taxonomy places the organism in Eukaryota, Metazoa, Arthropoda, Insecta, Hymenoptera, Encyrtidae.
CCCCGGGAUUUCGGAUCGCUUCGUUUUUAUACUACGUGCACGUACAGCAAUUAACGGUUUUUUUUCUUCUUCUUCUUUUUUCCUUCGCUCCUCCAUGCGAGUUCAUCCCUCGCUCUGAGGUUUCAGUAUAUACGCGCGUUAUUGCCGAGGAAGAAAAAAUAUAGCAUACAUCAUGACGAAGACGAUCGCUUACCGGUUUACCUUUCUCGUUUGCGUGCUGUGCUACCUUCAGCUGGCAGUCGCUCAGGUGACAUUUUCAAAGGGCUGGGGUCCGGGGAAGCGAGCGGCCCUCUACGACGACGACUGCAGGGUCAACUCGAAAACUCUGACGCUGAUGUUUCACACCUUGAUGGCCGAGCUGAAGCGUCUGAUGGCUUGCGAUCAUCAAGCGACGGUCAACUACUUGCAGAGCGUCGAGCACUGAGUAGUAUAUACAUUUACCCAUCAUUAUAUUAGUACACGGAACGAUUCGGCAAAACUAUUCA